Messenger RNA from Varanus komodoensis (Komodo dragon), 762 nucleotides. RefSeq names its product heat shock protein 30C-like. The coding region runs from base 93 to 659 and encodes 188 amino acids. The transcript has a single exon. Gene Ontology annotation, molecular function: protein folding chaperone. Gene Ontology annotation, biological process: protein refolding; response to heat. The record is from RefSeq and is a predicted model, not a curated record. Lineage: Eukaryota; Metazoa; Chordata; Lepidosauria; Squamata; Varanidae.
CGGAACACAGCAAGUCUCAGCCGACAGAGACGGGCGCAUCAGCCUCAGGCGUGGAGAACAGAGCUGCUCAGCUUUCCUGCCCCAGGACGGAAAUGUUGUGCCGACUGCAUCUCGCAGCACCCCGGACGCGGACUCCCCUGCGAGGCACCCGAGCUUUGUGGCCCAGGAGCAGCUCGCUCUUCAGCGAGCUAGAACGGGAGAUGGACUCUCUGUGGGAGCUACUGAGAGGCAACUGGAGGCCCGUGGCUAGCGGCAGCAGCAGCACCAGCACGACCAGCAGCCACGAGUCGGUCCGCCACGCCGAAGGGGCGAGGCCUGAGGGCGCCUUCGCGGUGACACAAGACAUGGCUGGGUUUGACCCCCAGGAGCUGGUGGUGAAGCUGAUCGGUGAGAAAGUAGUGCUGACAGGCAAGAAGGCCACGCAGACGCCCGACGGCCCCUUCCGCUACGAGCUCUUCCGGAGGGAGUGGGAUGUGCCGGAGACCGUGGAUCGCGAGCGCCUGACCUGCUCCAUCUCCAGCGAGGGACAGCUGCGCAUCGAAGCACCGGUGUCGGAACCCGCUGCACGGACGGUGCCCAUCGCGGUCAACAGGCCAGAAAACGGUGCCCAGGCAGAGCCGGAACUGCCAUCCACAGGAAGCAGCCGGGCACAGGGCUGAAUGUCAGCCUGCACUCAAAGGACUCUAAGAAGAAACAGGCAAAACCCAUCCUUGCUUGAACUAUCAAGAAAUGUGUUCUGAUAAUAAAAAUUUUCAAUACAAA